Aspergillus fumigatus Af293 is the source of this 210-nucleotide messenger RNA. RefSeq lists its product as uncharacterized. The transcript has 2 exons. NCBI's taxonomy places the organism in Eukaryota, Fungi, Ascomycota, Eurotiomycetes, Eurotiales, Aspergillaceae. The record is from RefSeq and is a predicted model, not a curated record. Bases 1 to 210 code for a protein of 69 amino acids.
AUGGCCAACAUAGACGGCGGAAAAGGGCCGACUGUGCUCCGUAGUGUACACAUACUGGAGAACGUGGAGCAGCCGCGGCAGCCGGGUUCGGAUGUAACGGGGUUUGGCCUCUUCCUCAGCCAGGGAACGCGAGUCAAGAAUGUCCGGCAAAUUAUGGCAGCCCAGUCAGCAUUUCGAUCUGCUUCCAUGGACUGGCUCUCUCUAACAUGA